CCCUUGCUUGUGCCAUCUGCACCUUUCACCGUUCGGACAGUGGUGUCAUCACGAUCGGCGAUUGGUUGCGAAGUCGGCAGAAUGAUAAGAUCAACCAGAAACCAAGCUUCGCAGCUGUGUGACCAUGGCCUCAAUCGGGCUUGCACUUCCUCCGGUUCAGGUCCUGGAGACUUCCUGGCAUAACCGAUGACAACAGUGCCAUUGGUCUUGCAUGCAUUGAUGAAGUCUCGGUAUCGCUGCGGAUACAGGGUGAUAUCCUUCACCAGAUUGUCUAAACAAAAAUUAGUUCACAUAAACAAAAAGCAGAUACCUAUUUUACCUUGCCAUCUGUCUUCCAUUACGUGGACCAUCCAGUGUCGCACGGCUCGACCCAUGCUUCCUCUUCCUAGCUUGGGUCUCAUUCUGCUUUACAAAUGCCACUUGACUCUUGCCGCACAAGGAUGCGACGCCGUUUUGUGUCAUAUCGCUCCAACAUUCACUCCACUCAAUUUUGAGGGCCUCACAUUGAUGAAGCAUCCGCAGCCAAAUUUCGGGCUGCCCAUGAUGAGUGGCCGGGCAGCCCGAAGUUUCUUCGCCCUCGACGGCUUCAUCGUCGACACCACCCUUACGAAUUCUACUGCCACCGUAAUGCUUGCAUCUGAACCAGGUUACACGGUCGCUGAACCAUUUGACCACUGAGUACGAUGUUGAACUUCCGUUCGUAUUCGGCAACAACGUCGGGAAUGUCGGCACUUGAAUGAUGUUCGCGUAGAGCAGACACCGUUUUUUUCACUUGCACUUGCACAAGAUCAUUGAAAGUUUCGAUCGCAACAGUAAUGUUGGAGACGUUGGUCAAAGUUGAUAGUGGAAGAAAAGAAAAG
Radiomyces spectabilis is the source of this 860-nucleotide messenger RNA. RefSeq lists its product as uncharacterized. The transcript has a single exon. Bases 187 to 678 code for a protein of 163 amino acids. Lineage: Eukaryota; Fungi; Mucoromycota; Mucoromycetes; Mucorales; Radiomycetaceae. The record is from RefSeq and is a predicted model, not a curated record.